Molecule: messenger RNA, 3840 nt
Organism: Ochlerotatus camptorhynchus
Lineage: Eukaryota; Metazoa; Arthropoda; Insecta; Diptera; Culicidae
Gene: tadr
Product: torn and diminished rhabdomeres
Exons: 9
Coding region: 643-2652 (669 amino acids)
Biological process (GO): L-arginine import across plasma membrane; L-ornithine transmembrane transport
Cellular component (GO): plasma membrane
Molecular function (GO): L-lysine transmembrane transporter activity; L-ornithine transmembrane transporter activity; L-arginine transmembrane transporter activity
Source: RefSeq, a predicted model, not a curated record
CGGAAGCUUCAACUGCGGAAAGUUCCUGCCCUAAGUUGACUGGAAAUAUCAUUUUCGCCUACUGUUUGACGUUCGAUUUCCUCUCCUCGACCUUGUGGGCUCGUUUUCUCAUUUUUUUUUUUUGUUUGUAUCAACACAAUGUUCUCCGAAAUCACCAGCUCACCCCCUUCAGCUGGCUCGGAUAAGCAAAUCAGAAUUUAUCGAGUCACUUUCGGCUGCACAUUGAUUUCAUGUCGCAAUAAAACAAUUCUAUUUUUCUUACGUGACAGAACCCGUUUCAACAGUUUUCUUCGAAAUGUGCACCUGAACCUGCCUCGGGCCCGCUAGUGGAACUCAAGGAAAAAUGAAACUCAAACGAAAAUGAACGGAAAUACGGUGUGUCAAAGGGAAAAUAGAACCCAAAGAAGGAUCGAAAGUUUGCGUGCUGAGAAACGAGUGUGGUGAAAGCGGAAUAGAUCCCCGAAACAGAAGCUAAAUAGUGAUUAAAUAUAAAUCAGCUUGUGCCAGGCUGCUACAGCACAGUGUGUGUGGUCGGAAAAAAAGGCACAAGUAGCGGAACAGAGCUGCUGGAAACUUGGCGAGUUUUGACGUUGUAGGCAUUGGGGUUUCAUCGGCGGCUACCCCGGCUAAUAGCAUCCAAACAUGGUCCUCCCAUCAUGGUCCAUUGGCGGCGCUGUAGUGAACGGAACCGGUGGCCGUUGGGCCUUGGGAACGCUGAUCCUGACGCAUCUGAUCGCAUACAACGAAACCGGUGGCCCCGGGACAAUGAUAAGCAUGGCCAUCGCAGCCGUCUUCGCCAUUUUCUCCGGUGUGUGCAAGUCGAGCGUCAAGUCGCUCCAAAUUUACUAUAUUCGUACCACCCACCGGGCGGAUUUCUUCUGUUUGUUUCUGUCCAAGUGGAUGGAUAUCCUGGCCCUGUUCUCGGCCUGUGCCGUGCUCGUGAGAACACUCAGCUCCUCGCUCGAUGCCAUGACCGGAGGGCUCGCUAGGAUGUACAUUCUUGGUCGCAACUCACCGGCGAACGAGCCCUGGCCAGACGUGAUUGGGGUGGUGGUGAUUUUCCUCCUCUCGGGGAUGUUUAUGCUUGGAUUAGAGAAUACGAAAAUUUUCAGCUUCCUCAUGGUGUCCGGAGUGAUGGCGUUGACAACGGUUAUCGGUGUUGUCGCAGGAUUGCGAGGGAAUUUUGAGCUGUUUACCAGCGAGGCGAUUCUUCCAAAGGGAGUUGUGGGGCUUCUUUCCGGCGCAGCAUUAGCUAGUUUUAGCUUCUCGAACGACCUCCUAAAUGGCAAUUACUGUAAACGACUGUUGGGAUUAGCCGUUAUCUUGGCGGUGCUGCUAUCGAACGAACUAAUUGGUGCGUGCUUAACGGCGGUGAUAAAGUUUAGCGCAAGUCACGACUACGAAGCCGUCCCGAUGCUGUCUAUUUUGGAGAACAAGGACUUUCACAAGGCGAUUGCGGCAGUGGCUUGCCUUUUGGUGUUGACUUGUUCCGGUGCCUUGUUGGAGCUGUUUCCGGAAAUGUUCUACCAGAUCGUGCAGCUGGCCACGUCGGAUUGGAAAAUCCUUGCCAAACAGAUCGGAUACGAAAACCGGGAUAGUGGAAGCCCGAUACUGGCAGUGUUCACCGGAGGCAGUCUGUGCGCGAUGUUGGCAUUUGCCUGUCCGAUGGAAAACUUGACGUACAUUUUAGCGGCCAGUCAUCUGAUGGCGGCGUUCCUGAGGGCGUUCUAUCUGCUGUACAUCCCAUUCAGGCCGCAGUAUAUGGAGCAACAGAAUGAAUCCUCCUUGGCGUACAGCAGACUAAACACCACACCGAAACCCGUCCCGUCACAAUCGACCUCAAUGAAGUCGAAGAAAUCGGUUUGGUUCUUCCGUAAGCCUUCGACGGCCUCGUUAGCUCACCACAUGCUGCCGAACAACCGUGCCAACAAGAAUGGUUCUCGCGAGGAGCACGAGCGUGAGUGGUUGCUUCUAGGAGAACCUCCUUCCCCGAAAGCUCCCGAUAGUCCACCCAACGUAGAAUCGACCAUCCUCUCGGAUCAGGUUUCCGACAUUGAAUGCAUUGCAUUGGCAAAACCGGAGAACACUGACAGCGAUGAGGAUAGCAGCACCGAUAUCGACGCCAUCGUCGAUGAGUACCGCCAGAAGGUAAAAGUGUCCGCGGCUGGACCGUUGGACAACAACACGCUGAGACUACCUUCGGCUGGCAGCUGGAAGUUGACGAUGGUUUUCAUCGCGUUGAUCUUGACAGGGAGUGUGCUCACUUCACUGGGACUCAUGGUUUGGGAAACCAACGCCAUUAUCGUUGGAGUUAAUCUGGUCUUUAUUCCGUCCGCCAUUUUGAUGCUGUUUCCAAAGUACGACCAGACAACUUCGACGACACCGGCAACUCUCACCUGUACGGUUGCGCUCCUUGGAUCGGCAAUUCUAUAUUCUGCUUCUUUCCUCCAAUCGUGGCCUGCUUUGCUGUUAUGGUUCGUGGCAGGUCUCUUCCUAUUCAUCCGGUGCGAUACCUGGUGCUGUCUCUGCUUGGAACGGCCUCCGUCGACGCAGACUUUGAUUGCAAGUGUAUCCGGAACCAGAACUACCAUUCGCUUGCCCCGUCCUCCGAAGGGAUCCAUUAUCCCGUCGCGCAUCGCCGGCCACAGCUGACAAUCGGACAGCUCGGAAAGUGAAUUCUUCGAAGAGGAAGACACGGUUGAAGAAUGGACCGACUGAUGGGUCUAAAAUUGGCGCUUUUCAUCCCAAGUAGUAGAGGAAAGCAAACGUCUUUUGAACAUUCUGGUUGUUUGAGAACCCCGACAAUUAUUGCUCCCGGAAAAAAAAACACCGGAAUCCCAGUACGUGUGAUUUUACAAUAAUCGAUGAAGACGAAUCAAAAGUAUAUAAAAUUAAACCCAUAAAUGUGAUACCAAUGUGAAAUGAAACACGUAAGACCGAUUGAAUUCAAUUAAACGUAACGAUUCUUUCUCUUGAAUGUCAAUUUAAGCAGAGAAAAUGAAAAUGCUGUUAACAAUUUGGACUUAUCUGAUUCGAGGAAAUCUGCUGUCAAAACAAAACAAAAAACAUGCAAGCAAAUAGAAAAGCAAUCAAUUAGCAAGCAAAAGAAGAAGUAUUAGGCGGCUUACCAUGCAGGAUGGGAACCGAAUUUCAUUUAAGUGCAAUAACAAGGACGAUACCAAAGUAAAGAACAGAAACAAAUUAGUCAGACGUAGCAUUUUUACGAAACAUUUUUUGUCACAACAUGUAAUAAAUCUUUGCAAAUUGUUACAAAACAUAAAACAGAAUUAAGUUCUCAACCAAAGAAUAGUAGGGCAGAUAGAGCGAAAAAGAGAAAGAGAAAGUUGUAAUCUCACAGAAAAGCGGCCUUUCAGUAGCGAUUUUUAUCGAUUGUGUAGAACAGAAUCAGAGAAACAGCUAACAGAAUGAGAGAGCAUUAUUUUAAAAAUUGUAGGUAAAGUCGUAGUUUGCAGAUAUGUCGAAGAUUUUAAUAUAUUUCCGCAGCUUGCAGAAUACGCGUGAGGGAAAAGCGUUCGAAUGUGAUUGAUGACCGUAGAAUCUGACGUCUUCUCAAAACAUUUAUUUACGUUGGCUAAAUAUCUCUAAAUAUUGUUGAAUGUGGAUUGGCAAAGUUUGAAAAAUUGGUAAACCAGGAGCUUUUCUGGUGAUCAGUUAAUGUUUUCUUGUUGUUUUUAUUCUUCGUGCUGUAGGUUUAUCAUUGCUGGUAAAAAAGAAGUGUUUUUUCAAUAUUGGUUGUAACUUUGUCCUCUGCAUGAAAUGUGCAGUUAUUUAUUGGAUUUAAUGUUUAUGCUAAGCUUUACAUACACUCUGAGAUGUAAG